Mytilinidion resinicola is the source of this 1690-nucleotide messenger RNA. Its product is annotated as putative D-amino acid oxidase. The record is from RefSeq and is a predicted model, not a curated record. The coding region runs from base 167 to 1363 and encodes 398 amino acids. NCBI's taxonomy places the organism in Eukaryota, Fungi, Ascomycota, Dothideomycetes, Mytilinidiales, Mytilinidiaceae. The transcript has a single exon. Gene Ontology annotation, molecular function: FAD binding; D-amino-acid oxidase activity.
GAGUAUUCUCGGCGAAUCUGAACGACGCCAAAACCGGCUGCGUUCCACCAGAGUCGACCCUUCCCUACUCAUUACACCCCCUCCGCUCCUCCCUGGUAAAUCUUCCCCCCACACACACCUCUUCCGGGAAGCCCUACCUACACCCACCACUCUACCACAUCAAACAAUGGCUCCCCAACCUCACAUCCGCUUGUGGGAAGACAUCACGCCUCUCCCAAAGCCUCUCUGGGAGCCAACACUGCCUCGAGUUCUGGUCAUCGGCGGCGGCGUCUCCGGCCUGGUCACCUCCUGGGUGCUCCUCGAUGCCGGUUACCCCGUUACCAUCCUCGCCAGCGAGUACGCCAUCUUCACCGGAUCGCGCCGCCUGACCUCUCAAAUCGCCGGCGCUCUUUGGGAGUACCCACCCGCCGUCUGCGGUGCACACACCGACCCGAUCUCCCUCCAGUCCUCGAAGCGAUGGUGUAUGGAAUCCUACCAUUGCUACUCUGCCCUCGCCGCAUUUGACUCCGCCGCCACCGGUGUCUCCAUGAAGACUUCUAUCGCUUGCUUCCCGCACCCGAUCGCCGAAGACCCAGUCCAGGUCGCGAAGGUAGCCGAGAUGACUGCGACCGACAUUCAAGACUUUCGCCGCGACAAUGGCGCUCUCCAAAACGUCGGCGUCAACAUGGACUUCCCCAUCCAUGAAUGCUACUCGCAUCUAGCACCAGUGAUCGACACCGACCGUGCCAUGGCUUGGCUCGCAUCCCUCGUCAAGUCCAAGGGCGCCACAAUGCUCAUUGGAACCAUCUCCGGCGACUUGAUUCAGCAAGAGAAGGCCCUGCUCACCCGCUUCUCCGCCGCCGCCAUCGUCAACGCCUCUGGUCUCGGCUCCAGAGGCCUUGGAACCGGUAGCACAUGCUACCCCCUUCGCGGCGCCCUCCUCCGGGUCCGCAACGACGGCACCGACUUCCCCAAACUCACUGCCGCUCUCAGCAUCUCCGCCGACUCGAGCGAGGACAACGAGAUCGUGUUCUUGGUCCCGCGUGGCGAAGACACUCUCCUGCUCGGCGGCCUCGCCCAGCCGAACGAAGCGAGCUUGGACUUGACCCUCGACUCGCCGGUCAUCAAGCGCAUGCGGGAGCGGUGCGAGAAGUUCUUGCCAGUCUUGAAGAAGGCGAAGUUGGUGGAGGGGUACCCGCUUGCGCAGGGGCUGCGGCCGUUUCGCAAGGGCAACGUGAGGGUGGCGAGGCAGAGCCGAACCGUCCACAAUUAUGGACACGGGGGUAGUGGUUGGAGCUUGGCGUUUGGGUGUGCGUUAGACGUGAAGAGUUUGAUUGGGGAGGUUGUCGGGAUUGAAGGGGAACGCGUUAUGUCGAAGCUGUGAGAGGGUGUUCUGGGAAGGAUCUUCGGAUUUCGAGUGUUGAGUAGGGGAUGUCUGGUAUAAUGUCGAGCUGUCGUGGGUCACUGCGGAUUUCUUUGGCACUGGGAGAAGUGUUUUAAUAGAAUGUAAUUCAACGCUUUCAGCUGGCAUGAUAAUACUGAGGCAUACCACAUAGUUCCCAUCUCCAUUGACCAGAGGAAGCAUUUAUUUUGGCAUGAUAGGACAGGAAACCUGAACUCCAUUCAAUUCAUAGUGGAGGUCGACAUAGAGAAUAGCUCUCUCAUACGUUAAAAACCUGCACAUACUCGUCAGAUAUAGCAAACGACUGAG